UCAGUGGUGCUAGUGAGCUGUCAGUCUCAGAGUGUCGUUGACGCUGGUCCCUUGCUUUCCUUCAUCUUGUCUGGUAUAUACAUUAUUCGUCUGCGACUCGCAGUGCCUCUGUAUAUAUCUGUAUAUACUCGUCGUUGCGAAAAGCAAGUAUGGUAUAUAUCGCUCGGUUAGGCGGAGUGGUGGCCGCUCUUGCGGCGCUGGUUGUGGCCGCGCCGGUUGAUAUUCGAGAUGUUUCGACCUCUGUCUUGACGCAGCUGGACCUGUUUGCGCAGUACUCCGAGGCGGCGUACUGCUCGACCAAUCUCAAUUCCCCCAAUACCAGCGUGACCUGCACGAACGGGCUCUGUCCGUUGCUCGCGGCGGCGACGACCACGAGCCUGGCGGAGUUUGAUGAUUCUGAUUCGUAUGGAGAUACAGCCGGGUUCCUCGCGGUCGACUCCACCAACAAACUACUGGUGGUCUCGUUCCGCGGCAGCAGCUCCAUCGAGAACUGGAUCGCCGACCUGGACUUCAUCUUCACCGACGCCAGCGCCAUCUGCAGCGGUUGCGAGGUGCACCAGGGCUUCUGGAAGGCUUGGAGCUCCGUCGCGGACACGCUGACGGCGGAGAUCCAGGCGGCUGUUACGGCCUACCCGGACUAUUCCCUGGUGUUCACGGGGCAUAGUCUGGGAGGCGCGCUGGCGACCAUCGGCGCGACGGUGCUGCGCAACGCGGGCUACCCUGUUCAGCUGUACUCUUAUGGCUGUCCCCGUGUCGGCAACACGGCGCUGGCCACCUACAUCACGAACCAAGGCUCGGGCUCGAAUUUCCGGGUGACUCACCUCAACGAUGUCGUGCCUAGACUUCCGCCGAGAUCGGUAGGGUAUAGCCAACCCAGUCCGGAAUACUGGAUCACCAGCCAGACGGGCGUCGCGGUCACCUCCUCGGAUAUCGAAAUCAUUCAGGGUGUGGACUCUACUGCCGGAAACGCGGGGCAGGCUAUCACGAGCGUGUUGGCGCAUCUGUGGUAUUUCAUCAGCAUUGGUACUUGUUGAUAUUAGAUUAUAUAUCUGUGGGGGUGAUGGGAUGAAAGUGUAGUACAUACUACUUGGGGAUGUGAAGUAUAUCGGAUGAAUAUAUGGUGCUCCGGCUAGGGAUAGUAUUCCGUCUC
Molecule: messenger RNA, 1150 nt
Organism: Aspergillus saccharolyticus JOP 1030-1
Lineage: Eukaryota; Fungi; Ascomycota; Eurotiomycetes; Eurotiales; Aspergillaceae
Product: lipase family protein
Exons: 4
Coding region: 150-1034 (294 amino acids)
Biological process (GO): lipid catabolic process
Source: RefSeq, a predicted model, not a curated record